Ilex paraguariensis (yerba mate) is the source of this 411-nucleotide messenger RNA. The record is from the annotation of a GenBank genome assembly. Lineage: Eukaryota; Viridiplantae; Streptophyta; Magnoliopsida; Aquifoliales; Aquifoliaceae.
AUGCCUAAUUUUGUUCCACCUUCUUCCAUGAGCAGCAAUUCUUCUCCAUCGGUUCCUAGUUCUGCUUCACCUGCUUCCACAAGCAAUAAUUCUUACAUACCACUGGUGCUUAAUUUUGCUCCGCAUACUUCCGUGGACAGAAAAUCCUCUCCACCACUAACAAAUAAUUCUGCUCCACCUGAUUCCAUUGGCAAUAAUUCUUCUCCACCACCAAUUCCUUCUACUCCACCUGCUUCCAUGGGCCAUAAUUUGUCUCCACUGAUGCAUAGUUUUGUUCCUCCGCCUCCAUUAAUGGCUCCAAACCGUGGUUGCUCCAUAGAUCCUAGAAAACUAGCCAUAUGUUCUAUUAUACUUAAAGGUGUACGUGGGGAGCACCCACAUUCAAUUCAUUCAGAUCCUCCAGAUGGUUAG